Molecule: messenger RNA, 574 nt
Organism: Drosophila santomea
Lineage: Eukaryota; Metazoa; Arthropoda; Insecta; Diptera; Drosophilidae
Product: RING-box protein 1B
Exons: 1
Coding region: 98-481 (127 amino acids)
Biological process (GO): ubiquitin-dependent protein catabolic process; protein ubiquitination
Cellular component (GO): nucleus; cullin-RING ubiquitin ligase complex
Molecular function (GO): ubiquitin protein ligase activity; cullin family protein binding; zinc ion binding
Source: RefSeq, a predicted model, not a curated record
ACGCUAGAAACAUAUGGAAUCUACAAUAGUUCAAAUCAAAUUCGAAUACGAAGCGACAAUCCUAAUUUGAGAGAGAAAAAUUCAUUUAUUUCACACAAUGUCCGAGGAGAAGGAAGUUGAGGAGAGGGAGGUCGAGGAGACGGAGGACUUCCAUGACAUGGACUUCAAUGACAAGGAGCCAUCCUGUAGUGGAGCAGCUGGCCCAGCCAGGACGGAGCGCUUUGUGGUAAAGAAGUGGGUGGCACGCGCCAUUUGGGCAUGGGACGUAGCGGUGGACAACUGUGCCAUCUGCCGUAACCACAUCAUGAACCUGUGCAUCGAGUGCCAGGCGGAUCCGAAUGCAAGCCAGGACGAUUGCACCGUGGCUUGGGGCGAGUGCAACCACGCUUUCCAUCAUCACUGCAUCGCGCGCUGGCUGAAGACGCGCCUGGUCUGUCCGCUGGACAACAAGGAGUGGGUGUACCAGAAGUACGGCCACUAACGAGGGAUAUGGACAUGAACCGGGGAUCGGUGGUGGUGACAUCUGUUUGCUGGCAUGUGUUCAAUGUAAUUUAAAUUAGAGUUGACUUGGAUU